Oryza sativa Japonica Group (Japanese rice) is the source of this 1615-nucleotide messenger RNA. Its product is annotated as RNA-binding protein L-like. Gene Ontology annotation, cellular component: cytosol. Lineage: Eukaryota; Viridiplantae; Streptophyta; Magnoliopsida; Poales; Poaceae. The record is from RefSeq and is a predicted model, not a curated record. Gene Ontology annotation, molecular function: mRNA binding.
AGUCUCUCUCUCUCUCUCUCUCCCGUUCGUGCGUGCUAGCUAGGGCAUCUCGUCGCAUUGAUGCAGCAGCCGCCGUCGCAGCCGCAGCCCGGCAUGGGCGGCCCGCCUCCGCCGCCACAGGGCGCGGCGGGGCAGCCGCCGCAGUGGGGCGCGAUCCCGCCGCCGAUGCCGCCGCACCAGUACGGCGCGCCGCCGCCCCAGCAGCCGCCGGCGAUGUGGGGCCAGCCCCCGCCGCAGGCGCACUACGGGCAGGUGCCCCCGCCCCAGCCGUACUACGCCGCGCCACCGCCGCAGGCGAUGCCCGCCCCCGCGGCCGCGGACGAGGUGAAGACGCUCUGGAUCGGCGACCUGCAGCCCUGGAUGGACGAGAGCUACAUCUACAACUGCUUCGCGGCCACCGGGGAGGUUCAAUCUGUGAAGCUUAUCCGGGACAAACAAAGUGGACAGCUUCAGGGUUAUGGCUUUGUUGAGUUUACAAGUCGUGCAGCUGCUGAUCGAAUUCUUCAGACUUAUAAUGGACAGAUGAUGCCGAAUGUUGAGAUGGUCUUCCGAUUGAAUUGGGCCAGUGCUGGCGAGAAGCGUGAUGAUACCCCUGACUACACCAUUUUUGUCGGGGAUUUGGCUGCAGAUGUUACAGACUACCUACUACAAGAGACAUUCAGGGUCCAUUACCCUUCGGUUAAGGGUGCAAAAGUUGUAACUGACAAAAUGACAAUGCGUUCAAAGGGUUAUGGGUUUGUGAAAUUUGGUGAUCCUACAGAGCAAGCUCGUGCAAUGACUGAAAUGAAUGGAAUGCUUUGCUCUUCCAGACCGAUGCGUAUUGGUCCAGCGGCAAAUAAGAAAACAACAGGGGUUCAGGAGAGAGUACCAAAUGCUCAAGGAGCUCAGUCUGAGAAUGAUCCUAACAAUACCACCAUAUUCGUUGGUGGUCUUGACCCCAACGUCACUGAAGAUGUCUUGAAACAAGUUUUCGCUCCUUAUGGAGAAGUUGUCCAUGUUAAGAUUCCUGUUGGGAAAAGAUGUGGUUUUGUUCAAUAUGUUAACAGGCCUUCUGCUGAGCAAGCACUGGCAGUGCUACAAGGGACCUUGAUUGGUGGGCAGAAUGUUAGACUUUCGUGGGGUCGAAGCCUUUCAAACAAACAGCCUCAGCACGACUCGAAUCAGUGGGGUGCUGGUGCUGGUGCUGGUGGUUACUAUGGUGGCUAUGGACAAGGUUAUGAGGCUUAUGGUGGGUAUGCACAACCUCAGGAUCCUAACAUGUAUGGUUAUGGAGCCUAUGCUGGUUAUCCCAAUUACCAACAGCAACAAGUAGCACAGCAGCAGCCGCCGCAGCAGUGAGCCCUGUUUGAUCGAUCGCGUCUUUGGGCUGUGAGGCACACAACCCAUUUCAAGCUACAGCUUUAGCUAUGUUAUUGCUAUUCUCAAUAGAGAGACGGUUUCUGAAGACUCCAGAUUUCGAUUGAGGUUUUAAUGUAUGAACUGUAUUAUGAUUAUGAACAACGGAUGCUGCCAUAUCGUGGUUCCUAUAUUGAGUCAUGUAUUUUGAAAACAUAUCCUCUGUUUCCAUCUCACCCUUAUCAUCGAUUAUUAUUAUUGCUAUGUACCGUUUGUUUCC